Messenger RNA from Echinops telfairi (small Madagascar hedgehog), 1539 nucleotides. It is a transcript of the gene TSKS, whose product is annotated as testis specific serine kinase substrate. Gene Ontology annotation, molecular function: protein kinase binding. The transcript has 10 exons. Gene Ontology annotation, cellular component: centriole. The record is from RefSeq and is a predicted model, not a curated record. The coding region runs from base 1 to 1539 and encodes 512 amino acids. Lineage: Eukaryota; Metazoa; Chordata; Mammalia; Afrosoricida; Tenrecidae.
AUGGCAAGCGUGGUGGUCAAAACGAUCUGGCAGUCCAAAGAGAUCCACGAGGCCGGGGACCCCCCCGCAGGGGUCGAGAGCCGCUCCCAGCUGAUCCCGGAGGCCCCUGGGGGGGUGAUCAACCCGGCCAAGGGGAUCGCGAAGAAAAAGAAGGCCGUGUCAUUCCACGGGGUGGAGCCUCGGAUGUCGCAUGAGCCCAUGCACUGGUGCCUGAACCUCAAACGGUCCUCAGCCUGCACCAACGUGUCCCUGCUCAACCUGGCCGCCAUGGAGACCACGGACUCGUCCGGCACAGACUCCACCGCGGACGACAGCAGCGGCCCCCCAGCACUGCCUGGGCCCCCCGCCUCCCCCACCCUGCCCUGGGCUCAGGAUGACCCAGACAUCACGGAAAUACUGAGCGGAGUCAACAAUGGUUUGGUCCGAGCCAAAGACUCCAUCACCAGCUUAAAGGAGAAGACCACCCGGGUGAACCAGCAUGUGCAGUCAUUGCAGAGCGAGUGCUCAGUGCUGAGUGAAAAUUUAGAGAGAAGGCGGCAAGAGGCAGAAGAACUAGAAGGGUACUGCAGUCAGCUCAAGGAAAACUGCCGGAAGGUGACCCGGUCAGUGGAAGACGCUGAAAUCAAAACCAACGUCCUGAAACAGAACUCUGCCUUGCUGGAGGAGAAGCUGCGCUAUCUCCAACAGCAACUUCAAGAUGAGACGCCGCGUCGGCAGGAGGCCGAGCUGCAGGAGUUAGAGCAGAAGCUGGAGGCCGGCCUCUCCCGGCACGGCCUGGGCCCGGGCGCUGUACCCCAGGGCUGCUCAGGCCCCCCGGGGAGCCCCGACGAGCCCCCUCGGUCCCGCAGCGUGACCCCUGGCGGCUGGGGAAUGGGGCCCAGGGCGGGAGAAUGUCCCCUCUCGAGCGAGCUGGAGCUGCAGAAAGUGUCCACGGGCCUCGAGGAAUUAAGGGUGGAGCGGUCCGCCGUGUCCGUGGCAUCGCUGAGGAGUGAACUGGAGGGGCUGGGCCCCGUGAAGCCAAUUCUGGAGGAGCUGGGGAGGCAGCUUCAGAGCUCGCGGCGAGGAUUGGACUUCUCCCUGAGCCUGGACCGGCCCCCUCAAGGCACCUGUGCCCGCUGUGCCAGCCAGGGGCAACAGCUGUCCACAGAGUCCCUGCAGCAGCUGCUGGAGCGAGCCCUAACUCCACUCAUGGAGGAGGUGAAGCAGAGGGGCCUGGCCCCUGCCUGCCCCAGUUGCCAGAGGCUACACAAGAAGAUUCUGGAGCUGGAGCGCCAGGCCUUGGCCAAACAUGUCAGGGCAGAGGCCCUGAGCUCCACCCUUCGGCUGGCCCAAGACGAAGCGCUACGGGCCAAGAACUUGCUGCUGACGGACAAGAUGAAGCCGGAGGAGAAGGCGGCCGCUCUGGAUUACCUGCACCUGAAGAUGUGCUCCUUCCAUGACCAACUCAGCAACCUGCCACUGGAGGGGUCCACGGGGGCGAUGGGAGGAAGUAGUGGGGGAACACCCCCAAAACGUGGGGGCUCAGCCCCUGAACAAUAA